AUGCCGUCGGAACUACCGACAGCACAUUUGUCUAAGAAACGCAAGGAUAAGGACAGACACACGUGGUCCGUGGUCUCAGCCGAUGCCACACUCAGGCCUACCGCGAGUGUCUCGGUUCGCAUUGAAGCGGCUACACAACUGCUUCCUACCGACGACAUCGCUCCACCGGUACCAUCGGAACCGGAGGCCGGCUCAGUGUCGGUUCUUGAAUUACCCCCAGAGACUGAAGCCCAUCCUGAAACCGACACCAUGAUUGUGGAAAAAUCACACUCAACUCGUGGGGCUGCAAGGCCUCCUGCUACCCUUUCUAUUAAGGCCUUCACCCGAGCCAAGGCUGCAAAACAUGCUAAGUCUCAGUCUCCUAAAGCUUUCCCUCAGGGAUCCACACCCCAUACUCAGAUUUUAAGCAUGGCUGAGGACCUCAUUUCUUUAAUUAGAGGCUCUCAACCUCCACCUGACAAAAGGCCUAGGGUACAGGAGGAGGAACCACCAUCCUCUGAUGAGGCCUCAGGCAAUGGGAGCAGAGAAUGGAACAUUUGCCAGCGUCAGCAGCCAUUACUUGGAGAAGCUCUAUUACGUAAUACUAUGGAGAACCUGCAGCACUCUAUUCAAACUCUGAAGGGCUCUGACAGGCAUCCUGUUAUACCUGUAGCACAGCUUCAUCUGGGAUAUACCUGCAACAUGAACUCUGAAUAUGACCAAAGUUCUAUAGUCCACCAAAGUCCAUUAGUAUGCUGGUUAGCUGACAAAGAAAAGAAACCAUAUAAAUGUCCUGAAUGCAAUAAAUGUUUCAAACACAAGAGCCAUCUAGUAAUACAUGAAAGGAUUCACACUGGGGUGAAACCAUAUAAAUGUGCUGAAUGCAGUAAGGGAUUCACAACAGCUGGUAGCCUUAGAACUCAUCUGUCAGUUCACAGUGGGGAGAAACCAUAUAAAUGUCCUGAAUGCAGUAAGUGUUUCAGACAAAGGGGGGAUCUAGUAAAACAUGAAAGGAUUCACAUGGUGAAGGGGGAGAAACCAUAUAAAUGUAUUGAAUGCAGUAAGGGAUUCACAACAGCUGGUAGCCUUAGAAAUCAUCUGUCAGUUCACAGUGGGGAGAAACCAUAUCAAUGUUCUGAAUGCAGUAAGUGUUUCAGACAAAGGGGGGAUCUAGUAAUACAUGAAAGGACUCACAUGGGGGAGGGUGAAAAACCAUAUAAAUGUGCUGAAUGCAGUAAGGGAUUCACAACAGCGCGAGACCUUAAAACUCAUCUGUCACUUCACAGUGGGGAGAAACCAUAUAAAUGUUCUGAAUGCAGUAAGGGAUUCACAACAGCUGGUAGCCUUAGAAAUCAUCUGUCAGUUCACAGUGGGGAGAAACCAUAUAAAUGUUCUGAAUGCAAUAAGUGUUUCAGACAAAGGUGGAAUCUAGUAAUACAUAAAAGGACUCACAUGGGGCAGGGUGAAGUGAAAACCAUAUGUAAACAAAGCUGA
This is a messenger RNA of Protopterus annectens (West African lungfish), 1473 nucleotides long. Its product is annotated as zinc finger protein 239-like. The transcript is spliced from 2 exons. The coding region runs from base 1 to 1473 and encodes 490 amino acids. Gene Ontology annotation, biological process: regulation of cytokine production; regulation of immune system process; negative regulation of transcription by RNA polymerase II. The record is from RefSeq and is a predicted model, not a curated record. NCBI's taxonomy places the organism in Eukaryota, Metazoa, Chordata, Ceratodontiformes, Protopteridae.